AAAUGCCGAUGAGAUCGCCCGAAGAUCUGAAAUGAAUAUUGUAUAUCCAGAAAGGGAACCGAUAAAUCCUAACACAACAAACCUGUGUAUAUUUAAAUUGAACAACACGAGGUGCUACCCCUGUCAAAAAGGCAGCUACUACCCGAAAUAUCAGUCUGAAGCACAGUUCUACCAGUGCAGCCAGGGACUGCUAUUCCUCAUGAACUGCCCGGACAAUACCAUUUGGCACGGAAAAUCAAUCAGGUGUAUCUACGACCGGACUCGACUGUGGAGAUUGGCUGCCAUAGAAAUAAAAAAAGAUGCUGCCCUGGCCAAUAAUAUUCCUCUUCAGUUCUUGACCCCUAGGUGGCCACAGAUACCGGCUGGACACGUUGACCUGUCAAAAAUGUGUUUGUUCGAUCACCAGGAAGCAGGGUGCCAACAUUGUACUGUGGGUAUUACUUACAGUCACCCAUUCAGACAGGACCUCUACUAUAAAUGCGUUGAAGGCGUACUCCAGCCAAAACUAUGUCCGGAUGGGAUGUGGUGGCAUCAAAUGGCAGCUCAGUGUGUGCACAAAGGUGUCUACAACAUGACUUUUUCUCAAAGACCUCUCUCUAUCUAUGAACCAAUUGAUCCAACAACCACACCCUUGUGUGUAUUUGACACUAACAACACUCAGUGUAUACCCUGCCAACCGAACAGUUACUACCCGAAGUUUCAAUCGAUCUCACAGUUCUACCAGUGCAGUCACGGACUUUUGUUUCUUAUGCAGUGUCCGGACAAGACAGUCUGGAAUGAAGCAUCCAUCAAAUGUGUUUAUGGACCUGAACGGUAUUGGUUUGCAUUUGUGGUGAAAACCAUAAAACAAUCGAAAAUACCCGGGUCAUUGAGAGAAAUUCUUCACAUCACAAAUUCCACUUCAAGAGUUAAGAUCGCCUAGAAGUGGCUGAAACAGAACACUGACAAAUGUGAAUCGAGUUGUGAAUAUAUAUAUAUAUAUGAACCAGGCACAGACACAGAAACUCACAUAUUGUUUGCAUGAUAUUUUCACUUUAAAGUCUCCCAAGUACAUUGUUACACGAAGUGAUGACGAUAAUGCAGAGGAUGGCAGUGAUGAUGAUGAUGGUGAUGACAAUAAUGAUGGUGAUAAUGAUUAUAAUAAUAAUAAUAAUAAUAAAAAUAAUAAUAAUAAUAAUAAUAAAAAUAUCGUCUGAUAUUAAA
Octopus bimaculoides (California two-spot octopus) is the source of this 1203-nucleotide messenger RNA. RefSeq lists its product as uncharacterized. NCBI's taxonomy places the organism in Eukaryota, Metazoa, Mollusca, Cephalopoda, Octopoda, Octopodidae. The record is from RefSeq and is a predicted model, not a curated record. Gene Ontology annotation, cellular component: extracellular region. Gene Ontology annotation, molecular function: chitin binding.